Molecule: messenger RNA, 1718 nt
Organism: Cariama cristata (Red-legged seriema)
Lineage: Eukaryota; Metazoa; Chordata; Aves; Cariamiformes; Cariamidae
Product: disintegrin and metalloproteinase domain-containing protein 32-like
Exons: 16
Biological process (GO): binding of sperm to zona pellucida; proteolysis; cell adhesion
Cellular component (GO): plasma membrane
Molecular function (GO): metalloendopeptidase activity
Source: RefSeq, a predicted model, not a curated record
UGUGUCCAGACCUACAUCAUCCCCAUCAAGGGGACUCCCCGCACCGUGCGCCUGCGGCAGCAAGUGUUUUUGCCAGAGGAUUUCAGGAUCUAUAUGGAUGGCCGAGGGGGGCUUGUGAAAUCCGAACUGGCGCGUAUCGAGCACGACUGCUUCUAUGAAGGCUAUGUCGAGGGUUUUCCCAUUUCACUGGUGGCACUUAGCACCUGCGCCGGCCUGAGUGGAGUCCUGCAGCUUGUGAAUGCCAGCUAUGGGAUCAAACCCCUGGAGACUGCAGCCGGUUAUCAGCAUCUCGUGUACCCAAUGGGGAAUGAAAACAUAGAGACUCGGCCGUUUGUAGAAAACGGCUCUCUUGUCCAGAUUGGGGAGGUGCCACCGAAGCUGGAGGAUGCAACAACAGCCAGUACACCUCCCGACUGGUAUCUGGAAAUGCAUGCAGUUUUGGACAAGGCUCUGUAUGACUACCUGGGAGCAGACAAGGAUGCUGUGACAGUCGAGAUAGUGCAGCUUUUCAGCUACGUGAACAGUAUGUUUGCUUGCCUCAAUCUAACGAUAGUACUGUCUUCUCUGGAGUUUUGGAUGGAAAAGAACAAAAUCCCAACCAUGGGAGAUGCUGAGGAGUUGCUGCAGAGAUUUUUGCAGUGGAAAAAGGUGCAUCGUGUGUUGCGACUGCAGGACAUAAUGUUCCUAUUUGUUUACAGGGAGCAGCCCCGUUACGUGGGGUAUCGGAGAGCUAUGACGCUGAAGACAUUUGCAGUCGUCGUGGCCCAGCUGCUGGGGCUCAGCCUGGGGAUGGCGUACGGUGAUCCCGGGAGCUGUCACUGUGCAGAAGUCGCCUGCAUAGUGCAGAGCAGCUCGAUGCCAGCUAUGGAUGCAGCAUAUAAAACUCCCGUGUGCGGCAACAAAAUAGUGGAGCCGGGAGAGGCUUGUGACUGCGGUACAGCAGAGGUUAGCUGUGGAGCCUUGGCAGCUGGAAACUGCGUGGUGGAAGCAGCGGGGUGGUGGUUGGCAGCAGGCUCAGUACGAGCCAGCAGUGUGCCUGAAGUGGUCAGGCACUUGGAUGAGAUGUUUGUGAAGAGAGGCACGUUAUGUAGAAGCAGCUCCAAGGACGAGUGCGAGUUGAAGGAAUAUUGCAACGGCACCUCUGGGAAGUGCACACCCGACCUCUGGGUCAUGGAUGGGCAUCCCUGCAGCAGGAACACUGCCCUCUGCUACCGGGGAGUCUGCCAGACAGCCGACAAGCAGUGUCAGAAGGUCUUCGGCCAAGGUGCCAAGAACGGGCCCUUGCCCUGCUACAAAGAAAUUAACAGCCAAAGGGACAGAAUGGGACACUGUGGCUCCGAUCGCUACGUGUGGUCUGCCAUGGAGUGGAGAUCCCAGCCCCACGGUGGGGAAGAGGUGGAGCACAGAUGGGCUCCCCAAGCUCAUGGGGUGAACGAUGGCACCCUCUGUGAUGACCACAAGAUCUGCAAUAACCAAGGGAGCUGCCAUUGCCAUCCUGGCUGGAAACCACCGACUUGCCAGGAGAAAGCAAGGGCGAUGGGUGACAGCGGCAGCAGCCCAUCUGAUGAUGAAGCAGAUGUUGGGAACGAGGGCUCGCCAAAGCUGUGGCUGCUUCUGACCUUCUGCCUCUUUGUGCCUGUUGCCAUCGGGCUUGUUCUCCUGGCGAUAAGAAGAGGCCCAAGGUGCUGUCUCGCCAUGGAGGAGCUGGAUGAAGGCAA